AUGGGUGACUCUGGAGCGAAGGCGGUCGUCUGGCCGACCGGGCAGAUUGACCGGAAAAAGAGAAUGGCGGAGGCGAGAUCCCCUAGAGUUUCUAAGUACGGCGAGAAUGCAACUCUAUCUUUCUACGAUGCAUUGGAUAAGUACCCAGUCGAACGGAAAUCGGUGCUAGUGAUAGGGAGUCAAACCCCUUGGCUUGAGGGAAUUCUCUUGGCGUAUAAAGCUGGAUCGAUCACGACUGUUGAUUUCAACAGACCCGCUGCAGACUAUCCCGGACUGAGGCUGUGGAAUAUUGCUGAGCUGGACGCCUCAGAUGAGUCCUUUGACGUGGUAGCUUCGUAUUCGUCGCUGGAGCACGAUGGGCUGGGGAGAUAUGGCGAUCCGCUAAACCCGGAUGGAGAUCGGCUGAGAAUGAUGAAGGUAAAUUGCGCUGAGGUGCUUGGUUCUGCCAUGUCCCUCUGUCCCAUUGCUGCUGCGCAGAUCAGGGGCCUACUAAAGCCAGGAGGGCUCUUCUUCCUGGGGGUGCCAGUGGGGAACGACACGCUGGUGUUCAAUGCACAUCGGGUGUACGGUCCCAUCCGCAUGCCACUGCUGCUCAAUGGCUGGAAGCUGCUGGAUGUGUUUGGGGUGUCCAGUCUCGAAGCAGCUUAUAGGGAGAACCUGAAUGCAACAAUCUUACAGCCGGUCAUGGUGUUGAGGUAG
Closterium sp. NIES-65 is the source of this 699-nucleotide messenger RNA. NCBI's taxonomy places the organism in Eukaryota, Viridiplantae, Streptophyta, Zygnematophyceae, Desmidiales, Closteriaceae. The record is from the annotation of a GenBank genome assembly.